Musca vetustissima is the source of this 255-nucleotide messenger RNA. It is a transcript of the gene Dsk, whose product is annotated as callisulfakinin. The coding region runs from base 4 to 255 and encodes 83 amino acids. The transcript has a single exon. The record is from RefSeq and is a predicted model, not a curated record. Lineage: Eukaryota; Metazoa; Arthropoda; Insecta; Diptera; Muscidae.
AACAUGCCUGGUCCAUCCGGAUACUAUGCUGCCAAACGUAACUUGCGAACAUUGCUGAUGGGUCCCAAGGAUUAUCAGGUGAAAACACAUGGAAAGGUUGCAUCAAAUAUGGAUCUGGUGGAUCUAUUAUUGGAAUAUGAAGAUGACGAUCGCAACAAGAGAUUUGAUGACUAUGGCCACAUGAGAUUUGGCAAACGCGGUGGUGAGGAACAGUUCGAUGACUAUGGUCACAUGCGUUUUGGAAGAAGUGUCUAA